AGCAGUAGUACAUAAGGUUAGGUUAUCAUGAAAUUUAAUAACAAAAAGACAAACAAAAUGCAUAAAUAAAAUACCUAUAGAAGUUGCUUGAUCGUGAAGAAUUUAUAUUGAGUAGUAUUGAAGAGAAAGGAGAAUAUGACUUAAGAUGUAUGUGCAUCUUAUAUUCUACAUACUUAUCGUGAUACCCACAUGGUGCCUUUUGGCAGAACAUGAUAGUACCUCUGAACACCGCUGCUUCCAUCAACCUGCCAGUGAAUGCCGUCCUAACGAUUUAUGCAGAUGUCACCAGUUAAAAGACAUCAAAAGGGCUGCUGUUUGUUGUGACGUAAACAAAUUUACCCUUACAGAAGGAUUAGCAUGUGCAAAUAUCACUGUAGAUGGACAAGUAGAGGCACUACAUAUACGAAAUGCAACGUUGGACGUUUUAAAUGUGACACAACCCGUAUGGAAAAGACUGAAAUACAUGACAAUCACAGAUGGCCAAAUCAAUAGCUUAGUAGGAGAGUUCGCCAAAUUAUCGUCAGUGUCUUGCCUGAACCUCUCGUCAAAUGGAAUUAAGAAUUUUGCACAGAGGUCCUUAGUUAACCUGUUCAACCUUAGCUUUUUGGAUUUGUCUCAUAAUAAUCUGACUAGUGUCCCUAGAUUCAAAAAAGAAGGAUCAGUUAUAUUGGACAUAUCAGAUAAUCCUUAUAUGCUUUGCACUAGUUUGUUAGACACUUUAAAGAAAAGGGAGGUUAAUGUCAGUAACGAGGAUGUUACUUUUUGUUUGUCCUCAAAGACCUUCCACUGGUUUAACUCAACAGAAAAGUUGCCAAUUUCACAAGUACAGGGAUUGCUUGAGAUUGAGGAAAACUGUAUUGAAAAUUGUACUUGCCAACCUUACAGGAUGGAAAUCGUGUUAGGAAAGCAACCCAUAUUUUCCGUCGCUGUAAACUGUUCAGGGGUCAAUUUGCUUUCCCUGCCAACUCCUCUACCACCACAUACUGUAUCGUUAAAUAUUACAAACAAUAAUAUAACAUCGUUACAGGAAUUGGGAGACCCAUCAUAUCAGCAUUUGAUGUUCUUGUAUGCAGAUAAUAAUCAAAUAUCUACCAUUCAACAGAUGGAGGGUACAAAAUUUAUGAGUAAUUUUGUAGUGUUGAGUUUAAAGAAUAACAAAAUCAAAGAGUUUGAGACAUACCUUUUGUCGAAUAUAAAAUUCUAUCGUACCAGCGACAGCAUGCGCUAUAUAAAUUUAGGACACAAUAAGCUGCAUUGUGAUUGUAAAACAGCAAAGGAGUUUAAGGUGUGGUUACUGUCCAAAUUGGAACACGUACCAGAUUACGACGCGAUUGGAUGUGACAAUAUGGACGUGAAAAUUAUGGAAUUGGAACAAACUAAACUGUGCCAGAGUCAGCAAGAUUGGACUGACUAUAUAUACUAUAUAAUAACCGCUGAAGUGCUCUUACUUAUAGGUCUUAUUGCAAAAGUGUCUUACGAUUACUGGGUAUUUAAAACAGCUGGCUAUCUUCCAUGGCCCGCUAGUAAAAUGCCUAAAUUGCCUUGUGAUUGGCUGUGCGAAUAAAGUGCUUUAUGUGCUUCCUGUUCUAUGGUUGUGACAAGUAUAUCUAUAUAACUUUCACCGUUAUAGAGUUCUCUCCUGCUUGUUUAUUAUAUGUUUUCUCGAAACGAAAAGUCUGAUAGUACAAAUUCUAUAUGUGUCUACUAUAUUUUACGUUUUACAAAAUCACAUGCUCAAUUGUUAUAAGUAGAUCACUUGUAUGGGAUUUUUAAGCUAGAUUUAUUUACAUAUCAACAUAGUUAUACAAAGUAGUCAAUUACUGGGUUGCUGAAAAUGUAAAAGUGUUUGGUUUGGGUGUUUAUAUAGCGAUUCAUUGAAACAAGGCUAAACAUUGAAAUUUUACCAAUUC
Anoplophora glabripennis (Asian longhorned beetle) is the source of this 1910-nucleotide messenger RNA. Its product is annotated as protein halfway-like. Gene Ontology annotation, molecular function: protein binding. The transcript has 8 exons. The record is from RefSeq and is a predicted model, not a curated record. Bases 146 to 1564 code for a protein of 472 amino acids. Lineage: Eukaryota; Metazoa; Arthropoda; Insecta; Coleoptera; Cerambycidae.